UCCCUCCAGUUUUCCUCUCUGAAAUGGAGCUGUCUUUGCAGGUCUCCGCUUCAAAUGUAUCCCAAUUGUUCCACAACACCAUCAUGCCACUAAAUGCCACUGGGAAUUACACCAAUGACCAGUUCACUGAAGCCAACCUCUUUGAAAUCCUGGGUCUAAAACGAUCGCCCUUCUUCCUCCCUGUGACCAGUGUUUACAUUGUCAUCUUCCUCACCGGCUUGUCUGGAAAUCUGCUCACAUGUGCAGUGAUAGCAAAGCACAAGAAGAUGCGAAACCCCACCAACCUCUAUCUGGUGAGCCUGGCUGUGUCGGACCUUCUGGUGCUUUUGUUCGGGAUGCCCCUGGAGAUUUAUGACCUGUGGCAGAACUACCCAUUCCCCUUUGGCGAGUGCGGCUGCUACUUCAAGACCUUCCUCUUUGAGACAGUCUGCUUCGCCUCAAUCCUCAAUGUCACAGCUCUGAGCGUAGAGAGGUAUAUAGCCGUGUUGCACCCGCUUAAAACACGGUAUCUGUCAACUAACCAGCACGCCAAGCGGGUCAUCAGCAUCGUAUGGGUGGUGUCGAUGACCUGUGCCAUCCCUAACACAUCACUGCACGGGAUCUUCUACCUGCCAGAGAGGAUGGAGGAGUCGGCCAUAUGCACUGUGCUAAAACCCCUGUGGAUCUAUAACAUGGUCAUGCAGAUUACCACAGUGUGCUUCUAUUUUGUGCCCAUGAUGGUGAUUAGUGUGCUGUACCUGGUGAUGGGUCUUCAUUUGGGCAGAGAAAGGCGGCAGCCCAGCGGGAACUUGGGAAAAUACUGGAACACUCGAAGGAAGAUCAGUGUGAACGGGCGAAGGAGGCAGGUCAACAAGAUGCUCUCAAUCGUGGUGGCAGUGUUUGGAGUCUGCUGGGCGCCCUUCCACAUUGAGCGGCUCCUGUGGAGUUCCAUCAGCCAGUGGACCGAUUUGAUGCACAACAUUUAUCAGUACGUCCACAUCCUGUCGGGCAUCUUCUUCUACCUCAGCUCAGCAGUCAAUCCUAUCAUCUAUAGUCUGCUCUCCACAAGGUUCAGGGAGUGUUUCCGAGAACUUGUGUGCUCCCAGGCAGAGGAUAAUAGCUCUGUCAGAGACUCACCGCCAUUUCCUAAGACUUUACAGGAUCCCUCUGUCUCAAGCCCCAGAGCUCAGGCUGAGGGUAAGGACUCUAGCACUUUCAUCCCUUUACUGUCUCCUAACAUGACACUUAGCAUGGACACAAAGAUCCUCACAUGUGCAUGUAAAGAGACGACCUGCAAGACUUCUGUAUUCUAACUGAGAGAUUUAAUUUGAAUAAGCUAACAAGCAGAUUAAACAAGCAGUUUGACAUUUUGGGAAAUGUUCUUAUUCGCCUUGUUGAUGAAAGUUUGAUGAGAAGAUCGCUCUUCUGCCAGGAGGUGGUUAGCUUAGCUUAGCAUUACUACUCCAGCAAGACUGGAAAAAGGGGAAAACAGCUGUCUAAAGGUCCAAAAUCAACCUACCAGCACCGUUAAAUCACACAAAUUAACACAUUACAUCUCAUUUGUUUAAUCUGUAAAAAAACAAGUGUUUUCGACAUUUGACAUUUAUCAGACAUGAAAGUUGUAUUGUGCUUCUCAUCUAAAUC
Molecule: messenger RNA, 1623 nt
Organism: Micropterus dolomieu (smallmouth bass)
Lineage: Eukaryota; Metazoa; Chordata; Actinopteri; Centrarchiformes; Centrarchidae
Gene: nmur3
Product: neuromedin U receptor 3
Exons: 2
Coding region: 24-1292 (422 amino acids)
Biological process (GO): G protein-coupled receptor signaling pathway
Cellular component (GO): plasma membrane
Molecular function (GO): neuromedin U receptor activity
Source: RefSeq, a predicted model, not a curated record